UGGGCGUAUAAAAGGGGCCUGAGGCGGGGGCUCCCGAGCAUUCCCCGGAGCGGGCACCAGGGACCAGUCGCAGCAUGACGGGCAAAGCGGGCGACGCGCUCGCCCACAGCCUGCCCGCCAAACUCAAAGCCCCCGACGGCGCGCCGCCUGCUCCGCCGCCGCCCACAGCCUCGGGCCCCCCAGGGGCGGCAGGGGCCCCGGUGGGCUCCGUAGCCGCGGGGGCCAAGCCCGUCUCGGGCCCCGCGGCGCCUCGCUGCACCGGCUUCGGCAUCCAGGAGAUCCUGGGCUUGAACAAGGAGCCGCCUUCGCACCCUCGCGCGGCCCUGGACUCGUUGCCCGCCGGCCACCUGCUGGCGGCCCGCUCCGUGCUCAGCCCCGCCGGGGUGGGCGGCAUGGGCAUGGGCUUGCUCGGCGCCGGCAGCCUGCCCGGCUUCUACGCGCAGCCCACCUUCCUGGAGGUGCUGGCCGACCCGCCCGGCGUCCACCUGCAGCCGCUGGGCCGAGGCCCCGCGCAGCUCGACACCAGCCAGACGGCCAGCUCAGAUUCCGAGGAUGUUUCGUCCAGCGACAGAAAGAUGUCCAAAUCCUCGUUAAGCCAGAGCAAGAAGCGGAAGAAGAGGCGGCACAGGACAAUUUUCACAUCCUAUCAACUGGAGGAACUGGAAAAAGCAUUCAAUGAGGCCCAUUAUCCUGAUGUCUAUGCGAGGGAGAUGCUGGCAAUGAAAACAGAACUUCCUGAAGACAGGAUACAGGUUUGGUUUCAGAACCGAAGGGCCAAAUGGCGGAAGAGGGAGAAAUGCUGGGGCAGAAGCAGUGUAAUGGCAGAAUAUGGGCUGUAUGGUGCAAUGGUACGUCACUCCAUCCCACUGCCAGAAUCCAUCCUCAAAUCGGCCAAGGAUGGCAUAAUGGAAUCCUGCGCUCCUUGGCUGUUGGUUCAAGAUGGCUUUCCCAUGCCCAGGCGCUUUUCUAAACCCGAAUACCAACAAUUCUUUUUAGGGAUGCACAAAAAAUCUCUGGAAGCAGCGGCUGAGGCAGGAAGGAAGCCAGAGGUGGAACGCCAGGCUCUGCCCAAGCUUGACAAGAGUGACAAGGAAGAAAGGGGCCCUGACUCCAAAACCACCAUUUCCCAGGAGGAACUGAGAGAGAACAGCAUUGCUGCCCUCAGGGCCAAAGCUCAGGAGCACAGCACCAAAGUCCUGGGGACCAUCCCUGGAGACCCUCCUACGUCAAUCAGGAAGCCAGAGAAAGAGGAAGAGGCAGCCACAGCAGAGGAUGAACGGCAAAUGGAAAAGUCAGAUUUAUCACAAGAGGAAGAUAAGCUGAUUUAGAAGGAAGGGGAUGAUAGGAAUCAGCCAUCCCUUCUAAGAUUGACUCCUCUAGGAGCUACAACCUCCUCUCAGACUAACAGGGCCCCUCCUGCAGCCCCUACACACAUGGAGGUAGGCCCCACUUGGUCUCUGUACAUUCCAGGAAGCCACGGCUAAGGCCACGUUCCGUCAGGUGUGUCUAUAGAGACUGGUUUCCCUCGGGAGCAUAUUGCCCCUGCAGUCCCUGUCCUCAGGAGCACUCUCGCUCUACGUCCCCGCAUUUCAAGGAAAAGGGAGGUGGGAAUCAUGUACCGUCUUAGUCGGAGUGGUAAAUCAAGCUAGGAUUUUUUCCCUCAACACCAGCCAUUAAACCAACGUUGGGUCUUUUCCCGUUUUCCCCCUUAUUCAAUCUCUGUUGUCCCAUUCUCAUCCUCAUCUUAAAAAGAAGUCUUUCUGUCAUUUCACCAUACCACAGGCAGUCUCUUUCUCCUUGUCUCAGUCAGGUUGUUAGCUUUUUCAGAAGAAGAAUUACCUUUUCUUUUUAUAUGUUAAUGUAUACAUGUAUUGAACUGCCCAUUGCUUAGCAUUGAGGCCAAGUUUUGUUUUUUAAAAAAAGGAAGCCAGCCACUCCUUUCUCCAAAAGUCAGGCCAAAUUUAAAACUGGCCAGGUGGCAAUCCUACCUCAGAUCAAGUCUCUUUCUCACUGCGGUAUCAACAUUGUUGUUGAUUAAAGAGGCCCAGGCACCCUUCCAGUGCAAUGUGAAUUUUCCGUGGAGAGUAUACACCCCUGUUGUGACUUGUUUAUGGCACCCAGACUGCUACAUUCCAGAAUCCUGACCUGCUCUCCUCAGGUGUCUAUGCCGUUUUCUGUUUUAGCCCAGAUUGUUCAAGGAAAAUUCUGUUAAAACUAUUACCUAUGGCAUUGAGUUGAUUCUUACAGUCGUUUGACUCUUCCAUAAAAGUCUUUCCUAAAGGAGGCCUCAUUUGUUCUGAAAUGGAAAAGGAGCAAUUAAUUACUGAAAAGAGAAGUAUACUAUGGUUGCUCGGGUAUUUUAUAUUGUCUGAGGUGGAAGCCUUGCCUCCUCGUUCCAAUUUGGGAUGUAAGAUCUGAUAGGGUUAGGUGGUCGUGAGAAAAAUGCACUCUGAAUACACUCAUGUCACAUAACAUAUUCUAGGAGUUACAUGUAGCAUUUAAUAUCAGCCAGGGCUUUGCCCUUGUGAACCUUGGCUCAGUUUAAGUCAGGGCUGGAGUCUAAACAGUUGGUUCAUGUUUCUCCAAUAGAAGUCAAUAAUAAAUGGAGAAUCACAGCCAUCCUACCAGUAGCCAAAUUGAUAGGGGAGGGACAUUACCGGUAAGUUUUUCACCUGCGUUUUAGAAUACUAAGAGUCCGAGAGAUGUGCUUAGGUCAGCGCUUGGCUCUCAGAUGAAAGUGAGAACUGACUUUAUUGGUGAUCGCUCAUUCAUACAUGCACGUCAUCGCUUGAUGCUGCAGUCAUCAAAUGAUGUGUGAAAUAGCCUAUCUGGGGCAGACUGCUUGGGUGCACUUCCCCAAUGCUACUCAUGUGCAGCGAAAAUAUUAGCUGAACAAUUUGUCCGAUGUAAGUAGCAUGAAAUAAAGCACUAAUGGACAUCUUGGUGUCCCAAAAAAAGAAAAUUCACAUAUCCCGUUACCUUCAUAGGCAAUUGACUCAGACACUGAGAUGAAGUCAUGUACACAAGGCCAUAAGAAAUUGCCUCAAUUCCAUGACAACAUUGCUCUCCUCUCCUUUUUUCUGUGAAGGCCCCUGGACAGCAAGUGUCACAUUCCCUUUCCUUGUCCUUGUUUCCAGCAAGAGCUGUUUUUACCUGAAGUUGUUGUUUUGGUUAUGAUUGAUCUUUCCUCCCUACAUAACCCCAUUUUGCCUAUGUCCCAGUUCUUUGGCGUCUUAGAUUAUAGCACUCAGUAUGUAAAUAAUGUAUAUAUGGUGAGAAAAGUUGGUAUUUGAGGUGUUUAAGAUACAAAGUUGUAACAACUAGUCAUUUGAAACCUGUGAUUUUUUUGUGCCAUUUUCUGUAAAGAUAUAAAUCAGAAUAAAACCGAACUAAAGAGGAGUAAAACUAA
Messenger RNA from Podarcis raffonei (Aeolian wall lizard), 3409 nucleotides. It is a transcript of the gene VSX2, whose product is annotated as visual system homeobox 2. Gene Ontology annotation, cellular component: nucleus. Gene Ontology annotation, biological process: regulation of transcription by RNA polymerase II. The transcript is spliced from 5 exons. NCBI's taxonomy places the organism in Eukaryota, Metazoa, Chordata, Lepidosauria, Squamata, Lacertidae. Gene Ontology annotation, molecular function: DNA-binding transcription factor activity, RNA polymerase II-specific; sequence-specific double-stranded DNA binding. The coding region runs from base 75 to 1328 and encodes 417 amino acids. The record is from RefSeq and is a predicted model, not a curated record.